AUGUCCGGCGUAGACGGCCUCACUGCCCAGAUGGGCAAAGCCUCCAUGGGGCCCGGAGUGGCCCCGUCGUACGUCUGCAACCCGCGCGUCGAGUACUCCACGGUGGCGGGCGUGUCGGGCCCGCUGGUCAUCCUGGAGAAGGUCAACAACGUCAAGUACGCGGAGAUCGUGGACAUCAAGCUCGGCGACGGCUCGACGCGCCGCGGGCAGGUUCUGGAGAUCGACGGCAACAAGGCGGUGGUGCAGGUCUUCGAGGGGACGUCCGGGAUCGACAACCGCGCGACGAAGCUGGAGUUCACGGGCGACGUGAUGCGCACGCCCGUCUCGAAGGACAUGCUCGGCCGCGUGUUCAACGGCUCGGGCGCGCCCGUCGACGGCGGCCCCCCCGUGCUGGCCGAGGCCUUCCGCGACAUCAACGGGUCGAGCAUCAACCCCUCGCAGCGCACGUACCCGCAGGAGAUGGUCCAGACGGGCAUCUCGACGAUCGACGUGAUGAACUCGAUCGCGCGCGGCCAGAAGAUCCCGCUCUUUUCCGCCGCGGGCCUCCCGCACAACGAGAUCGCGGCGAUGAUCGUGAAGAACGCGGGGCUGGUGCGCCGCGAGGCCGAGGGCGAGCACAGCAAGGCGGACGACGCCUCGCAGGAGUUCGCGGUCGUCUUCGGCGCCAUGGGCGUCAACAUGGAGACGUCGCACUUCUUCCGGGAGCAGUUCGAGCAGACGGGCGCGAUGCAGCGGACGUGCCUCUUCAUGAACCUCGCCAACGACCCGACGAUCGAGCGCAUCAUCACGCCGCGCAUCGCGCUGACCGUCGCGGAGUACCUGGCGUACGAGUGCGGAAUGCACGUGCUGGUCAUCCUGACCGACAUGAGCAGUUACGCCGACGCGCUGCGCGAGGUCUCGGCCGCGCGCGAGGAGGUGCCCGGCCGCCGCGGGUACCCGGGGUACAUGUACACCGACCUCUCCACCAUCUACGAGCGCGCGGGGCGUAUUGAGGGACUCCCCGGGUCCAUCACGCAGAUCCCGAUUCUGUCGAUGCCGAACGACGACAUCACGCACCCGAUCCCGGACCUGACGGGGUACAUCACGGAGGGGCAGAUCUUCAUCGACCGCGCGCUGCACAACAAGCAGAUCUUCCCGCCGAUCAACGUGCUGCCCAGCCUCUCCCGCCUCAUGAAGUCGGCCAUCGGCGAGGGCAUGACGCGCGGCGACCACUCCGAGGUGUCCAACCAGCUGUACGCCAACUACGCCAUCGGGAAGGACGUGCAGGCGAUGAAGGCGGUCGUCGGCGAGGAGGCGCUGUCGAGCGAGGACCUCCUGUACCUGGAGUUUCUCGACAAAUAUGAGCAGCGCUUCAUCCAGCAGGGGUCCGAGGGACGCGACAUCUUCGAGAGCCUCGACCUCGCGUGGGAGCUGCUGCGGCUGUUCCCGAAGGAGCUGCUGCGGCGGAUCACGGGGAAGACGCUCGAGAAGUACUACGAGCGGCAGCAGGACUAG
Messenger RNA from Pedinophyceae sp. YPF-701, 1494 nucleotides. Lineage: Eukaryota; Viridiplantae; Chlorophyta; Pedinophyceae. The record is from the annotation of a GenBank genome assembly.